Pteropus alecto (black flying fox) is the source of this 933-nucleotide messenger RNA. RefSeq names its product olfactory receptor 4X1. Gene Ontology annotation, biological process: G protein-coupled receptor signaling pathway. Gene Ontology annotation, cellular component: membrane. The transcript has a single exon. Lineage: Eukaryota; Metazoa; Chordata; Mammalia; Chiroptera; Pteropodidae. Gene Ontology annotation, molecular function: olfactory receptor activity; G protein-coupled receptor activity. The record is from RefSeq and is a predicted model, not a curated record.
AUGGUCCCUACAAGCAAUGAGACUGAAAUAAUUUUCUUGGGAUUUUCCCAUAACCGGGACGUGCAGAAGAUCAUUUCUGUGUUUUUCCUCCUCAUGUACACAGCCAUUGUGCUGGGUAAUGGCCUCAUCGUGGUGACCAUCAUGGCCAGCAAAGGACUCACAUCCCCCAUGUAUUUCUUUCUCGGCUACUUGUCCUUUGUGGAGAUCUGUUACUGUUCUGUCACAGCCCCCAAGCUCAUUCUUGACUCUUUUAUCGAAAGGAAAGUCAUUUCCGUCAAGGGCUGCAUCACACAGAUCUUUUUCCUCCAUUUCUUUGGUGGCACCGAGAUCUUUCUCCUGGUGGUGAUGGCCUACGACCGCUACGUGGCCAUCUGCAAACCUUUGCACUACACCGUCAUCAUGAGCCGUCGUGUGCGUGGCCUCCUGGUGGGUGCAGCCUGGGGUGGGGGCUUGCUGCAUUCUUUUGGGCAAACCUUCCUCAUUUUCCAGCUGCCUUUCUGUGGCACCAAGGUCCUUGACCACUACUUCUGCGAUGUGCAUCCUGUGCUGAAGCUGGCUUGCUCGGACACCUUCCUCAUUGGCACGCUCAUCAUCGCCAAUGGCGGCUCCAUAUCGGCGGUGGCCUUCGUGCUCCUGCUGGCCUCGUACGUGGUCAUCCUGCACUCCCUGAGGAGCCAGACCGCAGACGGCCGGCGCAAGGCCCUCUCCACCUGCGUCGCCCACGUUGCGGUUGUGAGCCUGUUCUUCAUACCCUGUUCCUUUGUCUACCUGAGGCCCUGUGUCACCCUCCCUGCAGACAAGAUUGUUGCCGUGUUUUACACGGUGGUCACACCUCUCUUAAACCCUGUCAUUUACUCCUUCAGGAAUGCUGAGGUGAAAAAUGCCAUGAGGAGACUAGUGAGAGGAAAGUGACUUGGGAAGAGAGGCGGAUGA